AUGCAGGAAGGCGAGAACCGAUUCAGCGAGGUCAAACUUGGCGACAUGGGGAAUUGCUCUCAUGUCACCAGUGCAGGUCCUACUUCUGGGACUCCGUGUGGCGCACCAACAUGGGUAAGCCCAGAAACCAUUCUGCAACUACCGUGGAAUACAGCUGCAGAUAUCUGGGCAUUUGGACUGCUGUUUGUGCACAUGCACUACGGCUCUCACUUCAACCUAUGCGUCCCUCAGGGCCCAAAAGCCGAGGAGGAUAAGGAAAAUCUCCCCUUGCAUGUUCUUCUGCGACAAUUAUACUGGUUCGGGCCGUUUCCAAACAAGACCGUCGAGAUAGCUGAUGAAGAGAUUACUAACACCCUAGCGUCUUUGAAGAGGAACAAUAUGCCAGCGCAGCAGGGAAUGUUCAAGGUCAUCUCAGAGUUGGAGCUGUCAAGGAAGGAUAACGAAUUUGUCCGUAGGAUAAUGAAGAUGGACUGGAGGGAUAGACCGAGUGCGAAGGACCUGUUGGAAGAUGAAUGGUGGAGAGAUGAAUGA
This is a messenger RNA of Alternaria ethzedia, 531 nucleotides long. RefSeq lists its product as uncharacterized. Gene Ontology annotation, molecular function: protein serine/threonine kinase activity; ATP binding. The record is from RefSeq and is a predicted model, not a curated record. Bases 1 to 531 code for a protein of 176 amino acids. Lineage: Eukaryota; Fungi; Ascomycota; Dothideomycetes; Pleosporales; Pleosporaceae. The transcript is spliced from 2 exons. Gene Ontology annotation, cellular component: cytoplasm. Gene Ontology annotation, biological process: protein phosphorylation.